This is a messenger RNA of Carassius gibelio (silver crucian carp), 2556 nucleotides long. RefSeq lists its product as uncharacterized. Lineage: Eukaryota; Metazoa; Chordata; Actinopteri; Cypriniformes; Cyprinidae. Bases 3 to 1082 code for a protein of 359 amino acids. The transcript is spliced from 4 exons. The record is from RefSeq and is a predicted model, not a curated record.
AUAUGGAAAACAGCGGAAAUGCAGAUGAAGCAGAAGAAAGCGCUAACAGUGAAGCUGAAAAAACAGACUCAGAAGUAGAGAGCCAGAAAUUCUUAGAAACCCAAGAAGAAAAGGAGAAAAGUCAGGUACUGGAAAAUAAGAGUGAAGAUGAAAAGAAGACACCUGAGACACUAGGAGAGCAGGACAAUGAAGAUGCAGAUAAAAAUGAGGAAAACCAGAUACCCGAAGAGAAAAAAGAGAAGAAAGAGGAAAACAAAGAGACAGACAAUCUGAAAUCAGCUGAAGGAGAACUAGAAAAACAUCGAAAAAACAGUAAAAAUGCAGAUGAAGAAAAUACUAACAGCAAAGCUGAUAAAACAGACACAGAAAUAGAGAUCCAGAAAUGCUUACAAACCCGAGAAGAAAUGGAGAAAAAAUGUCAGAUACUGAAAAAUAAUAGUGAAGAUGAAGAGAAGAAACCUGAGAAGCCGACUGAGGAUCUAGGAGACCAGGAAUAUAAAAAUGCAGAUAAAAAUAAUAGUGAAGAUGAAGAGAAGAAACCUGAGAAGCCGACUGAGGAUCUAGGAGACCAGGAAUAUAAAAAUGCAGAUAAAAAUAAUAGUGAAGAUGAAGAGAAGAAACCUGAGAAGCCGACUGAGGAUCUAGGAGACCAGGAAUAUAAAAAUGCAGAUAAAAAUAAUAGUGAAGAUGAAGAGAAGGAACAUGUGGAUCCGCCUCAGAAUCUAGGGGAUCAGGAAAAUAAAAAUAAUAGUGAAGAUGAAGAGAAGGAACAUGUGGAUCCGUCUCAGAAUCUAGGGGAUCAGGAAAAUAAAAAUGCAGAUAAAAGUAAAAGUGAAGAUGAAGAGAAGGGACAUGAGGAUCCGACUCAGAAACUAGGAGAGCAGGCCACUGAAGAUACACAUAAAUAUGAGGAAGACCGGGCACUUAAAGUGAAAAAAGAGAUGGAAGAGGAAAACAAUGAAAUAGCCAACACGAACAAAGAGAUUUUGAGUCCACAGUCUGCGGUGACAGGAAGAAUUACAGUGGACAUAGGAAAUGACCAGAGGUCAGAGGCCGGAAAGGGAGGAGGAAGAGAAAACUGAAAAGGAAAACCACGAGGUGACUGGCAUACUACACACAGAUUCACCAUCUAACCUGGACACCAGUGACCCAUCUUCAACCAUGAAUAUGGAAUUAGAAAAUAAUCAAGCCGCAUCCUUACCUCAAGAGGAAGAUGAUGAUGGUGAACAGAAAGAUAAGAGCAGCGAGUCAGAACAAGGCAGGAAGGAAAAAAAAUUAUGUACCAGAAAUUAAAGAGGCAAAAAAAAAAAACUUUCUAGACAACACAAACAAUUACAUAUAUGUGGCCAGAGUACAAGAAAGCAGAAACCGAGACCAACAGCUUCCCAAAACAUGCAAUGAAGGAAGAUCAUAGUUCAGAAAUUAGAGAACAGUUUUUAAACAAAUAGUUUUGUACAGAUUGUGAUGAUAAAGUUUAUAGUAAGGAAAGCAAAAUGGGCUCAGUUUUAACAGCUGUGAAAGAGGAAGAGAAAAUCUGUCAGCUAGAGCCAUGUGAAGGUAGUAAAGUCAGAUAAGACACUCGAGAGUGAAAAAGAUGAAGUAUGAGCUUGAACAAGGUGUGGAGAAGUAAUAUUCAAAUACUUUAGCAUAAAGUUUGUCAGUUUAUUAAUGUAGAACAAUUAAUUUAGUACAGUUAAUUUUACAUAAAUGAUUGUACUACAUUAAGAAAAAAAAUGUUUAUGUAAAUAUGCGCAAGUAGAAUAUUAUUAUACCCUUGUAUAUUUCCAUGAAAUUUCUUUAAAGCUGUCUGUCUGCAUCUGUAUACAAACCAGCUAUCAGAAAUAGGGUAGAUUGAGCACUAAACACAUCCUUUGUGAAUGGCCACUAUAAGUCUAUUUCAGACUGAUGGAAAAACUCUAUUGGACAAUGGAUUGGUGUGGACUGUUGGCCAGUAAAGGAAUUCAGCGGACAUAAACAUUAUAUUGACAGUCAUUUCAUGUCUGCUCAGUGUAUCACUCAUCUGCACAAAAAUGUGAUACGGAGGCAGCAGACAGCUAGGCAGCUCACUAGGUUUAGGAACAAAGCCAGAGUCACACUGAAAUGAAAACAUGAAGGCCAACAAAAAUAACACAAGGAAAGGAUGCUGAAGAAGUUAUGAAGACACGUAUUGUGAAAAAUUAUAUAUAUAUAUAUAUAUAUAUAUAUAUAUAUAUAUAUAGUUAAUAUAUUUUGGUGCUAAAACUGUUGUAUAUACUAGUAGAUUUUAUAUAAUCAUGUUAAUUUUGAAUGGGUGAAUAUUAGUCAUGAUUUAACUUUUUUUUUUUUUUGUCAAAAUCAAAUCUGUGGUGUGAUAAAAGUACUGUAAUUUAGAGCAUGUUGUCCUCAAAAAGCAUAUAGCGGGGAACCCAUAAUCAACAAUUGUGUGUGUGUGUGUGUGUGUGUGUGUGUGUGAACUUCUUUUAACUAUUUUGUUUAUACAACAAAUUAACAAAAUAAAUGUUUUGACCAAAUUGAUUUUUUCUUUUUUCAAUUGAUUAAAAUAAUCUAAACAUUAAA